CCCUCCACUUCAUAAAAGCCCCACUUUAUUUAUUCUUACGGACCAAAGUUUUGAGGCCCUCUUUGAAUUUGCUUUAUAGACUAUAGUCUUUCCCUGCAACUUCUCUCUCUGGAAAGCAAGUCCAGAAUCAAUCUUCCAAGUCGGAAUGGCUGGAACGGAAACAAAAGCGGAGGUUAGAGAAGUUGAAGAACAAGCAGAAACCCUCGUGUGUAAGACUUGUGUGUUGAAAGUUUCCAUUCACUGCGAAGGAUGCAAAAGGAAAGUCAAGAAAGUUCUCCAGAGUAUUGAUGGUGUUUGUAGUAUAGACAUUGAUUUGAGGCAGCAUAAAGUCGUGGUAACGGGGAACGUGGACAGCGAAACUUUGAUUAAGAAAUUGAUAAAAACAGGGAAGCAUGCAGAGUUAUGGCCCGAAAAAGCAGAGUCGAAAAAGAAAAAGCAGCCAAAACCAGAGAACAAAGAGAAACAGACCGACCCAAAAAGCAGGGAAGAAAGCAACCAAGGCGGUGAUACCGAAAAAGAGACUGUCAAAGUAGUCGAAGAUGCCGAAGGCGGAAACCCCGGCAAAGAUAGCAAUGAAGGACCACCAACCGGUGAAUCCGGUGUCCAGUUCCAAGAACCGAAGCCGGAGGUGAAGCAACCAGUGAUAUCACCGGGCGGUGACCGGUCGCUGGUGGCCGGGAAAAAAGUUAGCAUCGCCGUGCAAGUUGGCAAUGAAAAUGAAGCAACUCCGGGGAAUGAAAAAAGCGGCUCUGGCAGUGGAGGUAAAAAGAAGAAAAAGAAGGGGCAUGAAGGGAAUAACGCUGGCGAACACUCGGGAGGUGAUGCACCGGCAGGCGCUGGAUCGGCGAACCCAUCACGGGGCCCAGGUCAAGGCCAUGAUCAAGUUCCGGUUCCAUUUCCAAGUCCAGCAAAUCAGAGCCCUCCACGUAAUCCCAUGUACGCUCAAUAUCCUCCACAUUACAAUUCACCCCCGGUGUACACUGUGAGCCAUCACACAGCGUAUCCCAGCAGCAGCUACAGCACGGCGUAUUAUACGGCCCGACAGCCGCAUUCAUACGCGCAGGUGCAUUAUCCGGGGAUGACACGAAUGGAGCCUCCACUGUACGAUUCGGAAGCGGGCACAUCACAGCAGUCUGAUUCAUCAUUCGAGUUCUUUAGCGACGAAAAUCCAAACGCAUGCUCAGUCAUGUGAGAGGCACUGCGCGUGAUGAUUCCAUGGAAGGGCCAAUCUGGAGUUUUCACGAAAGAUCUAGCACAUGCCACAUACACCUCGUAUGGCCGUGGGAAUAUAUUCUUAUAAUGCAUGUAGAUAUCAUAGAGGGGUUUUAAUUUUAAAGUCACAGCGUGCUUUAAGAUAGAGAAAAGUUUUAUUCCAUGAUUGUUUCCAGCAUGAAGGGGAAAAGAGGGAAGACGGGUAAAAUAAAUGGCCGCGGAUCUCUGGGUGUCCAGUUUUUGUCCACUGCUGCUCUAAUUAAUUACCGUAUUAAUUCUGAUGUAGAAAUAUGAUUAUCCUUCACGUA
Molecule: messenger RNA, 1520 nt
Organism: Prosopis cineraria
Lineage: Eukaryota; Viridiplantae; Streptophyta; Magnoliopsida; Fabales; Fabaceae
Product: heavy metal-associated isoprenylated plant protein 35-like
Exons: 3
Coding region: 146-1192 (348 amino acids)
Molecular function (GO): metal ion binding
Source: RefSeq, a predicted model, not a curated record